AUGAUAGCCCGUGAUGUUGAAAUGGUUUCUACUUGGGGAGCUACCACUUAUGCCCAGGUUGUGGAGAGGUCACUCACUGCUGAAAGGUUGGAAGAAAAAAUUCGAAAGGAUUUAGCUACCAGAAGGGAUGCCAGAAAGAAUGCUUUCAACAACACCAAUGACCAGAAAAUAAAGUUUAGUGAAGGGUCAAGACCAUAUGGGGCAGAUAAGAAGGUCAAGGAUGACAAUGAUUCAGCCGCCACUCAUUCUUAUGUUGCUGAUAGGAUAGUGGAUAAGUUUUUUAGACCCUUUGAAUUAAAUGCGGUAGGAUUUAGGACCAUGUUACCAACUGGGGAGGUGGUAAUAACUAGAAGAUGGAUUAGGGCCUUGCCAAUGUGGGUGGACAAUAGGGAGAUAUUUGUAGACCUAAUUGAACUUGGAAUGAAAAACUUUGAUGUAAUCCUUGGAAUGGAUUGGUUGGCUAAGUAUGGAGUAACGAUCGAUUGCAAGAAAAAGAUGGUAAAGUUCAAGCCAAUAGGAGAGGAGUCGUUCAUGUUCCUGGGAAUAACUACUGGACCAAGAAUCCCAAUCAUCACAUUAUUGAAGGCAAAGGAAAUGCUACAUGAAGGUUGCAUAGGGUUUUUAGCGAAUGUAAUUGAUAUAGCUAAGGAGGCAGUACAAAAUCCAGAGGAAACGAAAGUAGUACAAGAGUUUCUGGAUGUGUUUCCUGAGGAUCUACUAGGCUUACCACCCCAUUGA
Molecule: messenger RNA, 738 nt
Organism: Humulus lupulus (European hop)
Lineage: Eukaryota; Viridiplantae; Streptophyta; Magnoliopsida; Rosales; Cannabaceae
Exons: 2
Coding region: 1-738 (245 amino acids)
Source: RefSeq, a predicted model, not a curated record